GGGGGGUUAGAGGGAAGGAGCGUUGAGCUAUGAGCUGCGCGUUGAGGACAGGCGCGCAUGCGCAUUUGUGCCAGUGAAUGAAUGGAGGAGAGGCUCUGUCUGUGUGGCGGGAGGAUUAAACAGACUGCCAUUAGAAGUGAGCAUGAGGCGGUCGGCAGCUCCAAGUCAAGUGCUUGGGAAUUCAGCCAAAAAGCCGAGGUUUACGUCACCAGCAAGAAACAAUAUUGUCUCAUUGAAGAAUGAAUCUGAAAACUUGGACCCAGAAGCUCAAACAGCAGAGGUGGACCAAGAAAAACAGAGUGGAUCAACACCCAUCAACAUUUGCUCUGCAGUGGCUUUGAUGUCUCAAGCAAAACUUUCCUCUAAAAUUGAUAAAGAGGAGAACCGGCAUUUGGAAACUGGUAUGAAACCAGCAUAUACAACUAAAAUAGUGCUACCUUGGAAAAGGAAACAGUUGCUACUACAAGCUCACCACAGCCAAUCUUGGAACACCAUCCUGCUGCUAUCACACUGGAGCUGGAUCAAGAGGAAGAAGAUUGUGGUGUAUUCAAUUGCAAAUCAACCAAACAGCUAUUAUGACAUCCAGUUCUAUCUCUGCCCACUUCAGAUACAGAAGGAUCCCAUCGAGAAAACAGAUCAGGAAACUCCAGAGACAACAGAAAUAUCAGAGCUAAGUUGCUGUACAAAAUUUUUCAGUGUUGUAUGGUGCAAGGCCUCAAAGAAGAAACAUAAGAAGUGGGAAGGUGAUGCUGUUCUUAUUGUGAAGGGCAGGUCCGUGACCUUGAAGGAUCUGGAAGGCAAGGACAUUGGAAGAGGCAGUGGAUACAAAGCCAAAAACUUGGAAAAUCUUGAUGAAGGUCAAACUCUGAUAAUUGGAAGCAAAGAAAUCGAAGUGAUGGGAAUCAUUCCCGAAGAGGACUUUAGAAGUGGCAGGUGUUUUCAGUCUGGUGUAGGGGGUACAGAGGAUGUUUGGAAGUCAUCACAAGCUUCUGUGAAGCCAUUCAAUAACCCAUUCAAAAAUGUCAGCCAAGGCAACAGUAAAGGAAAUUCACUCCAGAGCUCCCAGAACUAUAAACCGCGUCAUGAUCCAUGUGCGCCAAAUUGCCUUGUUAUGCCACACCCAUCUCCUCAACACCAACGGAUGUUCAAUAAGUCAGGCUUGCCUCUUGUGGAUGUUGUCGUGGACCCUUACCUUGUGAACCAUCUUCGUCCACAUCAGCGAGAAGGAGUUACAUUUCUUUAUGAAUGUGUGAUGGGAAUGAGAGUAAACAGUAGAUUUGGAGCUAUUCUUGCAGAUGAAAUGGGUUUAGGAAAAACCCUGCAGUGCAUUUCACUUGUCUGGACUCUCCUGCGUCAAGGGCCAUAUGGAUGCAAACCUGUAAUAAAACAUACACUAAUAGUUACUCCUGGAAGUGUGGUGAAGAACUGGGGGAAGGAAUUUCAGAAAUGGUUGGGAAAUGAAAGAAUUAAGGUGUUCCUAGUUGAUCAGGAUCACAAAGUGGAAGAGUUUGUCAACUCCCCCCUUUAUUCAGUCCUGAUCAUUAGUUAUGAGAUGCUUUUACGCUCUUUGGACCAAAUACAGAAGACAGAGUUCAGUCUGAUAAUAUGUGAUGAGGGACAUCGUUUGAAAAACAGUUCUAUUAAAACAACCAAUGCCCUUGUCAGCCUAUCUUGUGAGAGGAGAAUCAUUCUGACUGGCACACCAGUACAAAAUGAUCUACAAGAAUUUUAUGCAUUAAUAGAAUAUGUAAAUCCUGGAGUACUUGGUUCAUUAUCCGCAUAUAAAAAAGUGUUUGAGGAACCUAUUAUCAGAUCCCGAGAGCAUUCAGCUACCAAGGAAGAAAUUGAACUGGGAGAGAGACGGGCAGCAGAACUUACACGCCUGACAGGACUCUUCAUUCUUAGAAGGACCCAAGAUGUCAUAAACAAAUUCCUCCCUCCUAAAAAGGAGAGCAUACUUUUCUGCCGUCCAACAGUGUUGCAGCUGGAUCUCUACCGAAGAUUGCUGUGUUCUCAGGUUGUUAGAUCUUGCUUACAAGGCAGUCUGGAAAACAGCCCUCACUUAAUUUGCAUUGGAGCUUUAAAAAAACUUUGCAAUCACCCCUGCCUUUUAUUCAAAGCAAUAAAGGAGAAAGAAUGUGAUUCUUCUUGUGCUAAGCAAGAGAAACAGAAUCUCUAUGAAGGUUUGCUUGACAUUUCUCGAGAAUAUGCCCCAUCCUCUUUUUCUGAGACUGACUCCGGGAAAUUGAUUGUUCUGGUACAGCUGCUGGCAGCAAUUCAUGACCUCAGCCCUUCAGAAAGAGUUGUGGUGGUGUCAAAUUACACACAGACACUGAAUAUAUUACAAGAGGUGUGCAAACGUUAUGGAUACUCCUACACAAGACUUGACGGCAGCACUCCUGUUUCCCAGAGACAGCAGAUUGUUGAUGGUUUUAAUAAUAAAAUCUGCUCAGCUUUUAUCUUCCUGCUAAGUUCAAAGGCCGGUGGUGUAGGUCUGAACCUUGUUGGAGCGUCCCAUUUAAUCCUAUACGACAUUGAUUGGAAUCCAGCCACUGAUAUUCAGGCAAUGGCCAGAGUGUGGAGAGAUGGACAGAAGCAUACAGUGCAUAUUUAUAGACUGCUAACUACAGGCACAAUCGAAGAAAAAAUCUAUCAGAGGCAGAUCAGUAAGCAGGGUCUCUCUGGGGCAGUGGUAGACUUUUCAAAGGGAUCUGAACACAUCCGUUUUUCAGUUGAAGAACUUAGAAAUCUCUUUAUACUGCAUGAAGAUUCUAACUGCAUUACUCAUGAUCUUCUGGAAUGUAAAUGUAUGGGAAAGAAAGAUGAUCAAGGUCCUUCAGAAAAACAUUCCAUACAACAGGACUGCCAGCUUCUCCAAAGCAAUAUGAAAUCUCUUUCCAAAAAAAUCCUAUCUAUGUCACAGCUGAUGCAGUGGAAACACUUCUCUGCAGACCAUGGAAAUCUCCCUGAUCCCUUUCUGGAAAGAAUAAAAGAAAAUGUUACAUUUGUUUUCCAAAGUAUGACCAACUGAGGAUGCCUCCUGUACAGAGCAAAUUGAGUGUUCCACUUCCAUUCACCAGUAUCUCUGGUUUUGCUUUUUAGAAGCAGAAUGUAAUAAUAUGAUUACUUUUACUAUUACCAAUAAUAGGAUUAUUGGUGCAUUAUAAAGAGCAAAAAAUAAGUAUACAAUUGUAGAUUUUUAAAUCCUAAAAAUA
Molecule: messenger RNA, 3215 nt
Organism: Sceloporus undulatus (fence lizard)
Lineage: Eukaryota; Metazoa; Chordata; Lepidosauria; Squamata; Phrynosomatidae
Gene: RAD54B
Product: RAD54 homolog B
Exons: 17
Coding region: 143-3031 (962 amino acids)
Biological process (GO): double-strand break repair via homologous recombination; reciprocal meiotic recombination
Cellular component (GO): nucleus
Molecular function (GO): ATP binding; DNA translocase activity; ATP-dependent chromatin remodeler activity
Source: RefSeq, a predicted model, not a curated record